Quercus robur (English oak) is the source of this 1691-nucleotide messenger RNA. RefSeq names its product protein phosphatase inhibitor 2-like. The coding region runs from base 807 to 1439 and encodes 210 amino acids. The transcript has 4 exons. Gene Ontology annotation, molecular function: protein phosphatase inhibitor activity. NCBI's taxonomy places the organism in Eukaryota, Viridiplantae, Streptophyta, Magnoliopsida, Fagales, Fagaceae. Gene Ontology annotation, biological process: regulation of signal transduction. The record is from RefSeq and is a predicted model, not a curated record.
CCUUUACUUCUAGUGUCUGAAUCCCUGUUCAACUUUUAUUUACUUUUUCUUUCUUUUCUUUUUUAUUUAAACAUUUUGGUUUGGAGGGGGCUGAUGCUUAUUUUAGUUGUAUAUUUUAGAAAAAUAUCACGACUAUUGUUUGGCAGAUAUGAUUUUUUUUUUUUUUUUUUUUUUUUUUUUUUUUUUUUUUGGUUAUCCUGAUACAAGUGGGACUAAUGGUGGAAACCGAGAAAUAUGAAAAUUUGUUAGCAGCAUUUUAAGAAACCAUCAAUAUGUCAAUAUAUAUAAUACAUUAAUCAUACAUUUGUCUUUUUUUUAAUGGUCUUUGUGUUGUAAAAGAAUCCGUAUUGGCAGUGUGACUAGUUGUGAUUGUGCAUCAAUUAUGAGAGUAUUUUAGAUGAUCGCGAUUUUUUACUGUUGCUGAAUUCAUCCCCAGAGGGUGGAGGCUGCAAAAUGGAUAUUCAUCUAAUGGAUGCACAUGAACUUUUUAAUUUUAUUCAUAUUGAUACUUAGGAUGAACUUUCAGAUAUGGAGAUGGAAGCAUUAGAAUCUGUCAUUUAUUAAAACUGUAGAAAUAGAGAGAGAGAGAGAGAGAGAGAGAUUAUUGGAUGCAUUUGCCCUCAAUUAGUCUAUGAAGCACGAACACAGACAAGGACAUGACAUGGGUACUUAAGGUAGGUAAUGAGCUAUGUUGCCUUCAGCUACCGGUGGCUGGCCUGUAGACCUUUCAAAACAUGCGUACUCUGAAGAAACUAAAUUAGAUCUUCUAUUGGUUGAACGUAUCACAAAGUUGGGCUUUGAAUGCAAUGGGACGUGUAAGAUGGAAUGAAGCUAAUCUUGUUGAAAAUGAGGAAAAUAAACCUGUACGGCAAAAGAUUUCUGAACCCAAGACACCAUUUCAUCAAAUGAUCGAGGAAGAUGAUACACCAUCCCCUAUACCAGAAUCUGUUGCAAGCGUUGGUUAUGCUGAACAUGCCGAAGCUAUAAGAAAUGCUUUAAAUGUGGUUUCGACUCAAAAGCAUUCUGCACCUUUAGAGGGAUCUGUAUCAUCAUCAUCUGAGGAUGACGCUGAUGCCAUGGAACAAGAUGAAGGUUCUGUAAAGAUUAAUCGAGACAUGAGCUUUAAUAGUCACAGGAAAGCACAUUAUGACGAAUUCUUGAGGGUGAAAGAGCUUAAGCAAAAGGGAUAUUUUGAGGAUGAAGAUUAUGAGGAUCAUAAUGCAAGGAAGCAUAAUUCACCUUCAUUGCUUAGCGAUGGGGUGAGAGCAAUACAAAUUGAUGACAAUGGGGUGAGAACAAUACACAUUGAUGGGGAUGAUGAGAUUCUGCGAACAAUAGACAUUCAGGAAGAUGCUGAGAGUCUGCCUCGAACAAUAGACAUUCAUGAAGAUGCCGAGAGUCUGCCUCAAGGACAAUUUCUUCCACAUAAGAGAACUUAGAACCUGGAAUGCGAAGCUGACUGGAAAGAAGUUUUCAUAUUAGAUGAUAUUGUUUGCAUGUGUUCUAUAGUUGAAAUACAAUAUGUUAUGAACUUUGGACUUGUUCUUUUUUUAUAACCAAAAAGAAAAAAAGACUUUCAACAUAACUUAAAGGGAAAGAUUUGCUGAAUGAUAAGUACUUGUUAUUAACUUUGAACAACUCUAGAAUUCUUAAGCAUUCUAAAUGAAAUCAUUCACAUUUCACACCCUUUA